Molecule: messenger RNA, 880 nt
Organism: Telopea speciosissima
Lineage: Eukaryota; Viridiplantae; Streptophyta; Magnoliopsida; Proteales; Proteaceae
Product: carbonic anhydrase 2-like
Exons: 8
Coding region: 75-845 (256 amino acids)
Biological process (GO): carbon utilization
Molecular function (GO): carbonate dehydratase activity; zinc ion binding
Source: RefSeq, a predicted model, not a curated record
UAUGACAAUAGAUUAUCUUGUCUCAAGAGAUCAGACCAAGAGGAACGGAAAAAAAAAAAGAAAAAGAGAGAGAGAUGGGAAGGGAUUCAUACGAAGCAGCCAUUGCAGGACUGAAGAAGCUCCUCAGCGAGGAGGAGGGGUUAGAGGAGGCUGCUGCGGCCAAAAUCAAGCAGAUAACGGCGGAGUUGGGAGGUGAGAAAGGGUGGUCAUCACCUUGUGACGCUAUCCAACAAAUCAAAAAAGGAUUCCAUUUCUUCAAGACUGAGAAGUUUGACAAAGAUCCAGAGUUGUACAAGGCACUAGCGGAAAGCCAGCACCCAAAGUUUAUGGUGUUUGCAUGCUCCGACUCUCGUGUGAGCCCCUCACAUGUCCUUGAUUUCCAGCCUGGAGAUGCUUUUAUGGUCCGAAACAUCGCUAACUUGGUUCCUCCUUAUGACAAGCUUCGAUACUCCGGAACUGGGGCAGCCAUCGAAUAUGCAGUUUUGAGUCUCAAUGUGAAGAAUAUCCUAGUCAUUGGGCAUAGCAGGUGUGGCGGAAUUAGGGGCCUCAUGGAACUUCCACCAGGACCCCCAAGUAACUUCGUUGAAGAAUGGGUGAGAAUUGGUAUACCUGCGAAGGAAAAAGUGAUAGCAGAGCACGGGCAUUUGGAUUUGGACACACAGUGUCGGUACUGUGAAAAGGAGGCAGUGAAUCUAUCACUGAGGAACCUACUGAGCUAUCCAUUCGUGGUAGAUGGGGUGAAGGACAAAACCCUAACGUUGAUGGGCGGUUAUUAUGAUUUUGUGCUAGGAAAGUUCGAUCUAUGGGGUCUGGAUCUCACCCUCAUCCCCCCCAUCUCCAUAUGACCACCACCACCUGGCCGACGACGACAGUGCCGGUC